Messenger RNA from Nicotiana attenuata, 827 nucleotides. Its product is annotated as 40S ribosomal protein S18. Bases 103 to 561 code for a protein of 152 amino acids. Gene Ontology annotation, biological process: translation. The record is from RefSeq and is a predicted model, not a curated record. Gene Ontology annotation, cellular component: small ribosomal subunit; cytosol; ribosome. The transcript is spliced from 4 exons. Gene Ontology annotation, molecular function: structural constituent of ribosome; RNA binding. NCBI's taxonomy places the organism in Eukaryota, Viridiplantae, Streptophyta, Magnoliopsida, Solanales, Solanaceae.
UUCUUCCGUAUCUAGGGUUUUUCUUUGGAGCUUGGCAUCUCUUUCAAACUAAAGCAGCCGCAGCCGCAGCCGCACUGUGCCGAAAGCAGUGAAACCCUAGCCAUGUCGCUGGUUGCAAACGAAGAGUUUCAGCACAUUCUUCGUGUGCAAAACACGAACGUUGAUGGAAAGCAGAAGAUCAUGUUCGCUAUGACCUCUAUCAAAGGUAUCGGUCGCCGUUUUGCUAACAUUGCUUGCAAAAAAGCCGAUAUCGACAUGAACAAGAGGGCCGGAGAACUCUCUGCUGCAGAGCUUGACAGCUUGAUGGUGGUUGUGGCUAAUCCUCGCCAAUUCAAAAUCCCAGAUUGGUUUUUGAACAGGCAGAAGGAUUACAAGGAUGGCAAGUUUUCUCAAGUUACAUCUAAUGCACUUGACAUGAAACUCAGGGAUGAUCUGGAACGGCUGAAGAAGAUCAGGAAUCACCGUGGUUUGCGUCACUACUGGGGCCUUCGUGUACGUGGUCAGCACACAAAGACCACUGGCCGCAGGGGGAAGACAGUUGGUGUCUCCAAGAAGAGAUAAAUUAUCUACUUGCCAGUUCCUAUAUGUUUUAUGCUUCUCUUUAGUAUGUGGAGUCCAAACACUUGCAGGAAGUUUAUUAGUUAUUUUGUUAUGUUUGCACUGAAAUUUUCUUGUUAAGCCAUUUGGAGGGUUAUAGUUCGUAUAAAUCCUCUGAUAGCGUUGCAAGCAAUUUGCUUACUGUGGGAUCAAAGUUUUGCCGGUUGCGCUUGAAUUAAUACUUUGAGUGAGUACUUUUUAUUGAUAUGCUUCCCAUUUUACUAAAUAAA